ACCAUUGCUAUAUAUUUGUGUGCACAUAACUUACUGUGAUUUUGUAUGCACGAUAGAUUUAAAAUAAAAACAAUAACUUGGUUCAAUUUCGAAAAGUUCUAGCGACGACAAAAAAGAUGGUUUUAAUAGCCAUUGAUAAGUACAGCAGAAAAAUUCUUGGUUAUUUAUGUAAAAAUGACCAGAAUGUGGCUUACUGUUGCAGUGAUUGUGAUGUUGAAUUCACAACAGCUCAAGACUUGGAAAAUCACAUGGUAAUGCAUGAAAUGGUCGAUAGUAUUCAUUCAAACGAAGAGAACAACGACACAGAUGCAAUCAGUGAAGCUGAUAUCCCGUUGAAUAUUGUGUUAAGCGAUAUCGAGAGGGAAAAACAAUUGAAGAUGAAAUAUCAGGUUACACCGUGCAGUGUGCAAAUAUUCCGUUUUGAUAAUGAUGACAUUAAUAUGGAUUUGAAUACAUCAGUCAUAAGUGCUGAAAAGAAUAACGAUAAGGAGAAUAUUGUUGUAAAAUUUGGCGACACACAAUGCGAGACCGUAAAAGAGCCAUCCAAGCGACCAGGUCCGGCAUCCAAGAAAAACUUGGUGAACAAAAGACAAAAACUCAUGAACAAAGAAAUGAAAAAAGUUGUGAAAAAACAAUCACCACCACCGGUAUGCUAUCUUUGUGGUCAAAAGUUUCAAACACAACUCGAAUGCGAUCAGCAUUCAAAAAUUCACAUUCAGAAUAGCUCCAAUUCACCUGUUUUUCCGUGCAGCGUUUGUGGUAAGAAUGUAAAAAAUUUGAAAAUGCAUUUACGUCAACACAAACAAGGAAACAAGAAAAAUUCCUCAGCCAACAGCGCGGCCCAAACAAGAACACCAACAAAAAAACCUUUAGCGGUUAAAACCAUUAUUAAAAUGAAUGAGUUUGAAUCUAACGAUACAAAGGUUGAAGAAGCAUCCAGUUCAACUGAUGCAGUUAUCACUGGUCUCACAACUUAUAAAGAGCCUGAAAGUGAUGUAUCAUCCAAUGAGUUAUUGACUGAAACACAAGACAUGCAUUCACAGUGCAGACUGAAAGAUGGGACCAUCAAUGUGUCGCAAUCAAUGAACCAAAUGCCUCCGCCAGCUGAUCAUACAACAUCAUCGAAAUGGCCCCCUAUCAUAGUUGAAGACUAUCCAAUUAACCAUGACAUAUGUGUAGCGAAGGAGCUAACAAAUGAAGAAGAACCAACGCAAUCCACCCAGCAAACAUUUGCUGUUACUGAUGAAAUUCAACCAAAUCAUCAUAUGGAUGAAACAACAGCAUCUGGCAACCCCGUUGAAGAAACCGGAAAAAAAGAAAAGAAAAAGUGGCUAUGUGAAGUUUGUAACAAGCAUGUUUGUUUUAGUUACAAACGAACUCAUAUGAAAAGAUAUCAUAGCCCAACAACUGCCAAUAACAUUCCAAUUAAGGAACAGUAAUAUUUAUGACCUCAUCGAACAUUCAAACAUGUCAAUACAAAUAAUAAAAAUUCCAUGACGUUUUUUUCUACUACACUGUGUGCGACAGAAAAUAGCUAAUUUACCUAAAUCUAAGCAUAUUACAAAUAAAAAAUGAUUAAUGAAAAAUUAGA
Molecule: messenger RNA, 1591 nt
Organism: Contarinia nasturtii (swede midge)
Lineage: Eukaryota; Metazoa; Arthropoda; Insecta; Diptera; Cecidomyiidae
Exons: 4
Coding region: 117-1439 (440 amino acids)
Biological process (GO): regulation of transcription by RNA polymerase II
Cellular component (GO): nucleus
Molecular function (GO): RNA polymerase II transcription regulatory region sequence-specific DNA binding; DNA-binding transcription factor activity, RNA polymerase II-specific
Source: RefSeq, a predicted model, not a curated record